AUGGAGAUCCCUGAGCUGAGGACGGAUCAACGCGUCGGAGCGCGUCCCAAGUCAGGGCGUGCAGAUCCAUCAUGCCUAGCCGAACGUGUAAACCCCAUUAUCAACUGGUCAUACACCAACGUCUGGGAGUUCCUACCUAGCCCAGCUGCCAGGCAUGCCAGGCGCGACGGCCGCCGAGGAGCUCAAAACCUGAUUACAGAACGUACUCAGAUUCGUGAAAGCCACCAAAAGAUUCGUAGAGACCUGUGGAGACACAGGUAG
Messenger RNA from Psilocybe cubensis, 261 nucleotides. RefSeq lists its product as uncharacterized. The transcript has 2 exons. NCBI's taxonomy places the organism in Eukaryota, Fungi, Basidiomycota, Agaricomycetes, Agaricales, Agrocybaceae. The record is from RefSeq and is a predicted model, not a curated record. The coding region runs from base 1 to 261 and encodes 86 amino acids.